Octodon degus (degu) is the source of this 2011-nucleotide messenger RNA. It is a transcript of the gene Slc9b1, whose product is annotated as solute carrier family 9 member B1. Gene Ontology annotation, cellular component: membrane. Gene Ontology annotation, biological process: proton transmembrane transport. The record is from RefSeq and is a predicted model, not a curated record. Gene Ontology annotation, molecular function: antiporter activity. The transcript has 10 exons. Lineage: Eukaryota; Metazoa; Chordata; Mammalia; Rodentia; Octodontidae.
AUGCAUACUGCAAAAUCCGAAAGUAAAGAUGAGGAAGAGAUAAAUUUCCUAACACCUACAUCUGGCCAGAGCUUCAAGGAUCCUAGUAAUGCUGCACAUAAAGAAGCUAAGAAAACUGUGCUGUUAAAUGCAGAGGAAACAAUACCACGGAAAAAAAAGAAGAUAUAUUUUUCUUGUCCUCCACAAGGAGUAUUAAAUAAAAUAAUGACAAAUGGAGUUAUAUUGUUUAUGAGUUGGUGUAUACUCUUGGUAUUUUUAGGCCCUAACGUGCUCCCUGAAGGAAAUUUAUUUGGACUAGUAAUUAUUUUUUAUGGUGCCUUCCUUGGGGGGAUACUUUUACAAUUCAUUAGAAUACCUACAGUGCCCCCACUUCCACCUCUUCUUGGUAAGUAUAGAAUGAGCUCUUUUUUCUUUGUUGUUGACUAUUUGUAUAUUUUGAACACAAAAGCUGAUUACCCCAGAGACACUGUACUUCAGCAUGCUUAGGUGGCUUUCCUGCUGUGUGUGUGACUCUGUCCUCAGGCUCUACGGCAAAUGAAGAAAGUCUGCUUCCGGCUGUCUUUUGGUCCCUGUAUCAUGGAGGCGUGCAGUGCUGCUGUUUUUUCCCACUUCAUCUUGGAUUUCCCUUGGCAGUGGGGGUUUCUAUUAGGGUUUGUCCUAGGUGCAGUCUCCCCUGCAGUUGUGGUCCCAUCCAUGCUACGCUUGCAGGAGGCAGGGUACGGCAUAGAGAAGGGCAUCCCCACUGUGUUGAUCGCUGCCAGCAGUAUGGAUGACAUCGUGGCUAUCACAGGGUUCAACACAUUCUUGAACCUCAUCUUCUCCCAAGGUAGCAUACUUCAUAAUGUGCUAUCAACUUUAUGGGACGUACUUGUUGGUGUGCUGGUAGGAGUUGUUUUGGGAGUUUUUAUUCAGUAUUUUCCAAGUGAAGAUCAGGAAAAAGUGCCAAUGAAGAGAGCAUUCCUUAUUCUGAGUAUGGCUGUUUCUGCUGUGUUAGGCAGCCAGAAAAUUGGUUUACACGGAGCUGGAGGAUUGUUCACGCUAGUGUUGUCUUUCACAGCAGGGUUAAAAUGGGCCAAGGAGAAGACUAGAGUCCAAAAACUCAUUACAAAAGUAUGGAAUAUUUUUGAACCUCUUCUUUUUGGCUUAGUUGGAUCAGAAGUAUCUGUUUCUUCCCUUGAGUCAAAUACUAUUGGCACUUGUGUCCUUACCGUGUGUUUGGCAGUACUUGUCCGAAUUUUAGUCACAUUUGCAUUAAUGUGUUUUGCUGGUUUUACUUUUAAGGAGAAAAUAUUUAUUGCUCUAUCAUGGGUGCCCAAAGCAACAGUCCAGGCUGUCCUAGGUCCCCUGGCUUUGGAGACAGCACGGCUCAUGGCACCCCACUUGGUGCCAUACUCGAAGGAUGUGAUGACAGUGGCGUUUUUAGCCAUCCUGAUCACAGCCCCAAAUGGAGCCCUUUUCAUCGGCAUCCUGGGGCCCAGGAUCCUCACACGCCACUCUAACCCGAGCAAGAUGAAGCUGGACCUGCCAGGACUCAGGGGCCACUGAAGGUCAUGGGCAUAUUGCACCUGCUGGUCUUAAUGACUUCUCUUACAAGACAGGGAAUGGUUACACGUGCACACAGGUUGUACCCAGGACCCAGGACUCACCACAUUCCUGGCUUAUCUGCAGGAAUGUCGUCUGGUUUAUUGCUUCCAAACUAGAUUUGAUAAAGCAUUAAAAAAAAAAAAUGCUCAGUGCUUCCAUAGCUCAAGAACAAAGCAAAUCUGUACAUAUAUUAGGAAAGUUCAGUUAGGCUGAAUUUGAUGUCAAACCAAGCAUAAUAAAAAUUAAAUGAGCCAAAUGAUACAGAGAAACACACUUGACUAUCGAACCUGGUAAGAAGCCUGAGUUUCCAAAUGGGAGGAGGAGAACUCCCAUCCCCUUAGUUCACGUCAAAAAAUGAUCCAAAAAAAAAAGAGUUGACAGGACUAAAGCAAUCAACUUUAAAUGGGUCAGCUAAAAUUUUGAAGUU